AUGAAGAGUGGACGGAGACUACUGGGUAUUCUUCUCGGUGGAGCAGAGGUUAAUAUCACUUUCCGACCGACAAGCUUAUUUCGCCCCUUAGAGCUGGUUGUGACGUCUGAUUCCAGAAGCCGGCCUGGCACAGUGGAUCCUCUCAUCCUGACGAUCACUAGAUUAUCUUCCCACUGCCACGGAAUACGAGCUGGAGACUGUGCGCGGGUCAUAAAGUACCGGGUUAGACUUAACAGUCUUGACUCGCGGGACAAGGGCUCAAACCCAUCCAGAAAGAUGACUGCGGAUUUGUCCCGUCCGGGAGUUUCACCAUGCGAUCCAUGA
This is a messenger RNA of Aspergillus vadensis CBS 113365, 324 nucleotides long. RefSeq lists its product as uncharacterized. Bases 1 to 324 code for a protein of 107 amino acids. The transcript is spliced from 4 exons. Lineage: Eukaryota; Fungi; Ascomycota; Eurotiomycetes; Eurotiales; Aspergillaceae. The record is from RefSeq and is a predicted model, not a curated record.